AUGCCCGAUCCCCCACACCCGUCAAUACCCCGCAACCAUGAUGGUUUACCAGCGCAGAGCGUAUCGUUAUAUUCCAGUCAAACGGCAUCGGUCUAUCAUCAUGGUCGAUGGCAUAAUGGCCAAUUCGCUGGCUCGUGCGGAAGCAGUGUGGUUCCAUAUGAAGGAACAUCUGACCGUACCUGGUCAGAGGCUACAGAUUCUCUUGACGAAAGAGACCUGGAUGAAAGCCCCGAAGACACCGAAACCACAGCAGACAUGAACAUGAGAUACGCACAAAACGAUGUCAUGUGGGAGCCAAGACAUCAAGGCCAUCCUACUGACCACAUAGCGUUUGCUGUGCCAGAUAACCAAGAGCUUAUCGCAUCACUCGAUUUCGCCAGCGCGGAUGCGAAUUUAUUUAACGCGCGCGACACGAUGGCAUUGUUGACCACAGCCUCGGAUGCGGAUUUUCUUGACGCUGAAUUCCAUUUAGAGAGCACCCCCUUUCACCUUAACCAUGUUAAUUCUUGA
Molecule: messenger RNA, 510 nt
Organism: Penicillium daleae
Lineage: Eukaryota; Fungi; Ascomycota; Eurotiomycetes; Eurotiales; Aspergillaceae
Exons: 1
Coding region: 1-510 (169 amino acids)
Source: RefSeq, a predicted model, not a curated record